AUGGCGGCCCUGCACGCGGCAGCCAGGGGUGGGGGAGGAGAGGAGGAGGGAGAGAAGGGGGACGAGAAGGACGAGGACCCGGAGAAGAGGGGGAGGAAGCGNGGGCCCGGGGGCGCGGCGGACGCGCGGCGGCGGCCCCGGGAGCAGCGCUCGCUGCGGCUGAGCAUCAACGCGCGAGAGCGGCGGCGGAUGCACGACCUGAACGACGCGCUGGACGGGCUGCGCGCCGUCAUCCCUUAUGCGCACAGCCCGUCGGUGCGCAAGCUCUCCAAGAUCGCCACGCUGCUGCUUGCCAAGAACUACAUCCUCAUGCAGGCGCAGGCCCUGGACGAGAUGCGGCGCCUCGUGGCCUACCUCAACCAGGGCCAGGGCCUGGCGGCGCCUGUGGCCGCUGCGCCCCUGACGCCCUUUGGCCAGGCCGCUGUAUACCCCUUCUCUGCGGGCGCCCCUCUGCCCUGCCCUGACAAGUGCACCGCCUUCUCCGGGACGCCCUCGGCGCUUUGCAAACACUGUAACGAGAAGCCAUGA
Molecule: messenger RNA, 528 nt
Organism: Ailuropoda melanoleuca (giant panda)
Lineage: Eukaryota; Metazoa; Chordata; Mammalia; Carnivora; Ursidae
Gene: BHLHE23
Product: basic helix-loop-helix family member e23
Exons: 3
Coding region: 1-528 (175 amino acids)
Biological process (GO): axon development; sensory organ development; positive regulation of transcription by RNA polymerase II
Cellular component (GO): nucleus
Molecular function (GO): protein dimerization activity; E-box binding; DNA-binding transcription factor activity, RNA polymerase II-specific
Source: RefSeq, a predicted model, not a curated record